UUUCAUAGUGGCAAUGACUCGAAACAUCCAUGAUAUGACAUGAUCUAUAGCUACCUCGUUGAGACUUUCAAAAGCGAGACGAAUUCCUAGUUGAGUCUCAGAUCUUGAACGGUUGCAGAAAGGGUCAGUCAGAUCUCCAUGUAUACACCCGGCUAUGCGCUGUAAGGGAUUCUCCGUCGUUAUGAUCCUUUCACCCGUCACAAAAAGGAAUAACGGGAUGAUUGAUUACUUACUUCCCUGCGAGGAGAAUCCCGCGCGCAUUAUCAAAACCUGGCAAAGAGCGAUCGCCGUGGUCGCUGCCACUAUUGCUUGUUCUUUCUCGAUCCGUUUAGAGUUCUUCAGCUAUCAGACCCAUCCCUACUCCACAACUAUCCGUCGCAAUAAUAAGACUGCCCUGGGAGAUAAUCUCGCUCCUUAAGUGGCGCGAGAUGCCCUUGCAACUGAGUUUGAUGAGAUUU
Aspergillus vadensis CBS 113365 is the source of this 458-nucleotide messenger RNA. RefSeq lists its product as uncharacterized. The record is from RefSeq and is a predicted model, not a curated record. The coding region runs from base 182 to 418 and encodes 78 amino acids. The transcript has a single exon. NCBI's taxonomy places the organism in Eukaryota, Fungi, Ascomycota, Eurotiomycetes, Eurotiales, Aspergillaceae.